Archocentrus centrarchus (flier cichlid) is the source of this 3538-nucleotide messenger RNA. RefSeq names its product NACHT, LRR and PYD domains-containing protein 3-like. The record is from RefSeq and is a predicted model, not a curated record. The coding region runs from base 1 to 3402 and encodes 1133 amino acids. NCBI's taxonomy places the organism in Eukaryota, Metazoa, Chordata, Actinopteri, Cichliformes, Cichlidae. Gene Ontology annotation, molecular function: protein binding. The transcript has 10 exons.
AUGGAUCAGUGUGAGGACAGAGAGGAGGGAGUCCCUCCCUCUAAAACCACUCUGUGUGGGGAACAUGAGAGCCAGACCAAAGCUCAGAGGAACCACCCUGAACCUGAACCUGAACCUGAACCUGAACCUGAACCUGAACCCAGCUGUGUGUCUUUAAGGAGCGACUGGUCUAAAUUGCGGCCCAUUGAUUUUAAAGGACAACAACCGUCUGCUGCAAAGAGAGUGGAUCAGGAGAGUUCAGAGGUUCCCAGUGGUCAGUCUGCCCAGCAGCAUCAAACACAGCUGGACUCCAUAUUGAUGCUGCUGGAGGAAAAUAUCAUCACUUUUGUGAAGAACGAGCUGAAGAAAAUCAAGAAGGUUUUGAAUCCAUGUUACCAAGAAUUCAUAGAUAGUCAGAAGGAGGAUGAGAAACUGUUGGAAGGUGAGGAUGAAGAGCAAAGAGAGAGAAGCAGAGAAGCAUUUGUGAAGAUCACACUGCACUUCCUGAGGAGAAUGAAGCAGGAGGAGCUGGCUGAGCGUCUGCAGAGCAAAUUGCCCAUCAUCUGCCAACAUGAACUUAAAUCUAAGCUGAAGGAGAAGUUCCAGUAUGUGUUUGAGGGGAUCGCUAAAGCAGGAAACCCAACCCUUCUGAAUCAGAUCUACACAGAGCUCUACAUCACAGAGGGAGGGGCUGCAGAGGUCAAUGAUGAACAUGAGGUCAGACAGAUUGAAACAGCAUCCAGGAAUCCAGACAGACCAGAAACAACAAUCAGACCAGAAGACAUCUUUAAAGGCUCACCUGGAAUAGAUGAACCAAUCAGAACAGUGCUGACAAAGGGAGUGGCUGGCAUUGGGAAAACAGUCUUAACACAGAAGUUCACUCUGGACUGGGCUGAAGACAAAGCCAACCAGGACAUCCAGUUCAUGUUUCCAUUCACUUUCAGAGUGCUGAAUGUGCUGAAAGAGAAAAAGUUCAGCUUGGUGGAACUUGUUCAUCACUUCUUUCCUGAAACCAAAGAAGCAGGAAUCUGCAGCUUUGAAGACUUCCAGGUUGUGUUCAUCUUUGAUGGUCUGGAUGAGUGUCGACUUCCUCUGGACUUCCACAACACUGAGAUCCUGGCUGAUGUUACAGAGUCCACCUCAGUGGAUGUGCUGCUGACAAACCUCAUCAGGGGGAACCUGCUUCCCUCUGCUCACCUCUGGAUAACCACACGACCUGCAGCAGCCAAUCAGAUCCCUGCUCAGUGUGUUGACAUGGUGACAGAGGUCAGAGGGUUCACUGACCCACAGAAGGAGGAGUACUUCAGGAAGAGAUUCAGAGAUGAGGAGCAGGCCAGCAGGAUCAUCUCCCACAUCAAGACAUCACGAAGCCUCCACAUCAUGUGCCACAUCCCAGUCUUCUGCUGGAUCACUGCUACAGUUCUGGAGGAUGUGCUGAAAACCAGCGAGGGAGGAGAGCUGCCCAAGACCCUGACUGAGAUGUACAUCCACUUCCUGGUGGUUCAGGCCAAAGUGAAGAAGGUCAAGUAUGAUGGAGGAGCUGAGACAGAUCCACACUGGAGUCCAGAGAGCAGGAAGAUGAUUGAGUCUCUGGGAAAACUGGCUUUGGAUCAGCUGCAGAAAGGAAACCUGAUCUUCUAUGAAUCAGACCUGACAGAGUGUGGCAUCGAUAUCAGAGCAGCCUCAGUGUACUCAGGAUUGUUCACACAGAUCUUUAAAGAGGAGAGAGGGCUGUACCAGGACAAGGUGUUCUGCUUCAUCCAUCUGAGUGUUCAGGAGUUUCUGGCUGCUCUUCAUGUCCAUCUGACCUUCAUCAACUCUGGAAUCAAUUUGCUGGAUAAAAAACAGAAACUGUCCCAGACAGAGCAACACUUCUUCAAGAGUGCUGUGAACAAGGCCUUACAGAGUCCAAAUGGACACCUGAACUUGUUCCUCCGCUUCCUCCUGGGUCUUUCACUGCAGACCAAUCAGAGUCUCCUACGAGGUCUUCUGAGAGGAAGUAGCUCACCGACCAAUCAGAAAACAGUCCAGUACAUCAAGAAGAAGCUCAGUGAGAAUCUGUCUGCAGAGAAAAGCAUCAACCUGUUCCACUGUCUGAAUGAACUGAAUGAUCGUUCUCUAGUGGAGGAGAUCCAACAGUCCCUGAGUUCAGGAAGUCUCUCCACAGAUAAACUGUCUCCUGCUCAGUGGUCAGCUCUGGUCUUCAUCUUACUGUCAUCAGAAGAAGAUCUGGAUGUGUUUGACCUGAAGAAAUACUCUGCUUCAGAGGAGGCUCUGCUGAGGCUGCUGCCAGUGGUCAAAGCCUCCAACAACGCUCUACUGAGUCUCUGUAACCUCUCAGAGGGAAGUUGUGAAGCUCUGUCCUCAGUUCUCUGCUCCCAGUCCUCUACUCUGAGAGAGCUGGACCUGAGUAACAAUCACCUGAAGGACUCAGGAGUGAAAGCUUUAUCUUCUGGACUGAAGAAUCCACAUUGUAAACUGGAAACACUCAGACUGUGUGACUGUAACCUCUCAGAGAGAAGCUGUGAAGCUCUGUCCUCAGUUCUCAGCUCUCAGUCCUCUAAUCUCAGAGAGCUGGACCUGAGUAACAACAACCUUCAGGAUUCAGGAGUGAAGCUGCUGGUUUCCGGACUGAAAGUUAAACACAGUAAACUUGAAAUUCUCAGGCUUUCAGGUUGUCUGAUCACAGAAGAAGGUUGUAGUUCUCUGGCUUCAGCUCUAAGCUCCAACCCGUUCCACCUGAGAGAGUUGGAUUUGAGCUACAAUCAUCCAGGAGACUCAGCAGUGAAGCUUUUAUCUUCUGGAGUGGCGAAUCCACACUGGAGUCUCAAAACUCUCAGGGUGGAGCCUGCUGGAGUCCGAUGGCUGAUCCCAGGUCUGAGGAAGUAUUCCUGUCAACUCACAAUUGACACAAACACAAUAAGCAGAGAACUCAAACUGUCUGACAACAACAGGAAGGUGACACGUGGACGACCAUUUCAGUCAUAUCCUGAUAAUCGACACAGAUUUGAACGGCCUCAGGUUCUGUGCAGAGAUCCUCUGACUGGUCGCUGCUACUGGGAGGUCGAGUGGAGAGGAUGGUCUGAUCUUUCAGUUAGUUACAGCAAAAUAAAAAGGAAAGGAAGAAGUAAUGCUGGUGCAUUUGGAUGGAAUGAUCAUUCCUGGAGUUUGUGGUUCUCUAAAACUGAUCCUUACUGUGUGUCUUACAAUAACAAGAAAACACCCAUCUCCUCCUCGUCCUCCUCCUCCUCCUCUGUCUCUCACAGAGUAGCAGUGUAUGUGGACUGUCCUGCUGGCACUCUGUCCUUCUACAGAGUCUCCUCUGACACUCUGAUCCACCUCCACACCUUCAACACCACAUUCACUGAACCUCUUUAUCCUGGGUUUGGAAUCUGGGAUAGAGCCUCAGUGAGUCUGUGCUGAGUUGAGUGUAAAGAGUGUCCUCCUGUCAGAGAAACUCUGACUGUUGAACAGAUAGUUCAGUCUGUACAUGUCUGUCUCUUUCACUCACAAACACAUUUUCAGAUUCAUGGAUUCAAUCAGUUGAUGUUUGAAACUG